AAACUCGUUGCAUAUGAUUCUCGAGGUUUUCUUUUUUUUUUUUCUUCUCUUGAUUGGCCUUUAUUGCUUGCGUUUGAGAUUUUAGGAAGGGAGCAGACUGUUAGUUGAAGAGGUGUUGACCUCAAGAGAGCAAGAAGAUCCAAAGGUUUAGGUUUGCUUGCUUCCGAUUCGCCCAUAAAUAGCCGGGCUUGUGCACCAUCUUGCCACACUCCCAAGUUUGAGCUCUUCCUUCCCCCAUACAUAACGAUGGCCUCCCUCCGUCCCUCUCCUUGUGCCCUGCUAUUCCUCUUCUUCAUCGCCAUGGCUUCUGCUCAGCUGUCCCCUACUUUCUACAACACCUCGUGCCCUGAUGCUCUGAGCACCAUUCAAUCUGUCGUGGCCACCGCUGUUGCCAAUGAGAGUCGCAUGGGAGCCUCGUUGCUCCGCCUGCAUUUCCACGACUGCUUCGUUAAUGGUUGCGAUGGAUCGGUCCUGUUGGAUGACACGGCCAACUUCACGGGAGAGAAGAAUGCAUUCCCCAACCUAAACUCCAUAAGAGGUUUCGACGUGGUCGACAGCAUCAAAUCCCAGGUCGAGGCCAUCUGCGAGCAAGUCGUCUCCUGUGCUGACAUCCUUGCGGUGGCAGCUCGAGACUCCGUCGUCGCCCUCGGUGGACCUUCGUAUACAGUUCAAUUAGGAAGAAGAGACGCGACGACAGCGAGCCGCAGCGCGGCUAACAGUAAUCUUCCGCCGCCGACAUUAAGCCUCAGUGGUCUACUGUCAUCUUUCUCCAGUAAAGGCCUCAGUUCCACCGACAUGGUUGCACUCUCAGGGGCGCAUACAAUAGGGAGCGCAAAGUGCAGUUCAUACCGCAACAGGAUCUACAACGAGGCCAAUAUCAACGCCUCGUUCGCCAACUCCACGCAGGCCAACUGCCCGAGCUCCGGCGGCUACAACAACCUGUCGCCUCUCGAUGCCGUGACCCCCACAGUCUUCGACAACUCCUACUUCCAGAAUCUGGUGAGCAAGAAGGGCCUGCUGCACUCGGACCAGCAGCUCUACAAUGGAGGAUCCACCGAUUCCCUGGUCACCACCUAUUCCGAAGACACGGACGCCUUCUUCAGCGACUUCGCUACCGCCAUGGUGAACAUGGGGAACAUUAGUCCUCUCACCGGCACCGACGGCGAGAUUAGGCUCAACUGCAGGAAGAUCAACUGAGGACACUGCAACAACACGUACAAG
Musa acuminata subsp. malaccensis (wild Malaysian banana) is the source of this 1221-nucleotide messenger RNA. Its product is annotated as cationic peroxidase 1-like. The record is from RefSeq and is a predicted model, not a curated record. Gene Ontology annotation, biological process: response to oxidative stress; hydrogen peroxide catabolic process. Gene Ontology annotation, molecular function: heme binding; peroxidase activity. Lineage: Eukaryota; Viridiplantae; Streptophyta; Magnoliopsida; Zingiberales; Musaceae.